UCCCCUGACAGUGUGUGGUGUGUGAACAUCUUACAUCACUGUCUUGGGGAGGAUCACAGCAGUCCCAUCUUCUGCUGCUUGGACAGAUACCCAAAUUCACCAAACUGAAGGCAGAUGAAACUGUCUCAGUGGGACAACUGCAUUAAUGAAAGCUUGAUUUGGGAAGUGUCUCAACAGACCAGAACAUCUCCUUGGAAUAUCUGAAAUCCAUAUGGCUAUGUAUGAUGAAGAUAUCUUGAAAAAUCCCUUUUAUUUGGCCAUUCAGAAGCGACGUCCUGAUCUAUGCAGUAAAGUUGCAGAACUCCAUGGUAUUGUGCUAGUUCCAUGCAAAGGAAGCCUUUCAAGCAACAGUCUUUCUACCUGCCAGUUUGAAUCUUAUGUUCUGAAGCCACUAGAAGAAAAAUUUCAAACCUUAAAUGGGAAGGAGAUCUUCAUACAAGGAAACCUCAUCAUUCUAGGAGCUGGUUUUAAUUACACUCUCUCAGUACCUGUUCUCUUUGAGGAAACCUUUUACAAUGAAAAAGAGGAAAGCUUUAGUAUAUUGUGCAUAGCUCAUCCAUUGGAAAAAACAGAAAGCUCAAGUGAAUCUACAGCUUCAUCAAACUCCUAUUCUCUUAAAAACAUUGAAGAUGUUAGAGAGUUCUUGGGAAGGCACUGUGAGAGAUUUGAUAAAUACCUAGGAUCAUUCUAUAGAACAUUUAAAGAACAUGAAAGGAAAAGCCUCCGUCACUACAUAGAUUCUGUCAAUGCACUUUAUACCAAAUGUCUGCAGCAUCUUUUGAGAGAUUCGCACUUGAAGAUGCUUGCAAAGCAAGAAGAGCAGAUGAAUCUGAUCAAACAAGCAGUUGAAAUGUAUAUCCAUCAUGCUAUUUAUGAUCUAGUCUUCAAAUAUGUGGGGACAAUUGAGGCAAGUGAGGAUGCUGAUUUUAAUAAAAUCACGAGGAGCCUUCAAGACCUGCAGCAAAAAGACAUUGGAGUGAAGCCUGAGUUCAGUUUUAAUAUACCACGUGCAAAGCGAGAACUGGGUCAGUUGAACAAAUGCACUUCCCCUCAACAGAAGCUACUUUGUCUGCGUAAAGUUGUACAAAUUAUUAUGCAGUCUCCAAGCCAAAGAGUUAACAUGGAAACUAUGUGUGCAGAUGAUCUUCUCUCUGUUUUGCUGUAUUUGCUUGUGAAAACAGAAAUUCCAAACUGGAUGGCCAACUUGAGUUACAUAAAGAACUUCAGGCUUUGCAGUUCAGUGAAGGAUGAGUUGGGAUACUGCCUAACCUCGAUUGAGGCUGCAAUAGAAUACAUACGGCAAGGCAACCUCUCUGACAGAUCAACAGAAUCUGAGAGUCUGUGUGACAAGCUGCUCUUAAGACAAAGGAUGAACUUGUUGUCCCAGAUGUCUGCUGCACCAAUAGACUGCUUGUUUAAGCAUAUUGCUUCAGGUGAUCAGGAGGAAGUGGAGCGGCUGCUAAGUCAAGGUGACAGUGAUAAGGACACUGUACAGAAAAUGUGUCACCCGCUGUGUUACUGUGACAAAUGCGAGAAGCUGGUUUCUGGGAAACUGAAUGACCCUUCCAUUAUCACCCCCUUUUCCCGAGAUGACCGGGGAUAUACUCCGCUUCACAUAGCUGCUAUUUGUGGUCAAACUUCCUUAGUGGAUUUGCUGGUAGCCAAAGGAGCCAUUGUCAAUGCUACCGAUUACCACGGUUCAACUCCCCUUCACCUCGCCUGUCAGAAGGGAUAUCAAAAUGUUACACUGCUCUUAUUGCACUACAAGGCAAGUAGUGAUGUUCAGGACAAUAACGGAAAUACUGCACUUCACUUAGCCUGCACUUAUGGUCAUGAGGAUUGUGUGAAGGCUUUAGUGUACUACGACGUGCAUUCCUGCAGGCUGGAUAUUGGCAAUGAGAAGGGAGACACUGCUCUGCACAUUGCUGCUCGCUGGGGCUACCAAGGGAUCAUAGAAGUGCUCUUGCAAAAUGGGGCAAACCCAGAAAUUCAGAACCGCAUGAAAGAGACUUCCCUACAGUGUGCAUUGAAUUCCAAGAUUUUGUCGUUGAUGGAAUUAAACUACCUAACGUUUGAGAGAGGACAGAGUGCUUCUGAGUCACCGCUUAGAUCUCCUCAGCGCUCAGCAGAAACUUUCAGCAGAGGGUCAUCUGUCUCGAGCCUGUCAUCAGCAUCAACUGAUAUAAGGCAAGAAGAAGUAAAAAACAGUUAUAAAGAGGUGGAAAAACUCCUGAGAGCAGUUGCUGAUGGAGAUCUGGAAAUGGUCCGUUAUCUCUUGGAAUGGGUGGAAGAAGACUUGGAAGAUGAGGAUGACACAGCCAGUAUAUCAAAACCAGAAUUCUGCCAUCCCUUAUGCCAGUGCUCAAAAUGUGGGCCAGCACAAAAGAAGUUUUCCAGGAUCUGUGCCAACGGGCUGGGGGUGAAUGUUUCAAACCAGGAUGGUUUCACCCCUCUGCACAUGGCUGCUCUGCACGGCCACGGCGAGCUGGCGGCGCUGCUGCUGCGCCACGGCGCCAAUGCCAGCGCCAAGAACGCCCAGCUGGCAGCUCCCCUGCACCUGGCCUGCCAGAGGGGACACUCCCAGGUGGUCAAGUGUCUGAUGGAUUACAAUGCUAAACAAAAUAAAAAGGAUAUAUAUGGAAAUACUCCCUUAAUUUAUGCAUGCCUGAAUGGUCACUAUGAGACUACUGCCCUGUUGUUGCAGCACGGCGCCUCUGUCAACCUCUGCAAUGCCAAGGGCAACACAGCCCUGCACGAGGCCGUGGCCAGCAGGCACGAGGCGCUGGUGGCCCUGCUGCUGCAGAACGGGGCCCUGCGGCACCUGCGCAACGAGCGGAGCUGCACCGCUGCCGACUGCGCCGAGCCCAAUUCAAACAUCAUGAAGUUGCUGGAAGCAGCACCAAGCUGUGUCCCCACAUCAGCAGAGGGAGAGAAGAAGAGUGAGCAGCAUGUUACUGUCAAGAUAAGGAAAAAAGUGCAUCCUAAGCCCUGUGAGGAAGCUGAUGAUCCCAUAAGCAGACAACUUCAACUGGUCCAAUCAAUUAACAGAUUUAACAAAGAAAAACACUUACGGAGAACAAUAACAAGAGAUAAAAGUGUCCCUAAUUUUGACUAUCACUUACUGCACCAGAUGGCUAUUAAAAGCUUUGAUAAAAGCAAAUUAAAAUCUGUUGGAAUGCUGGAGCAGAGCACAGUUCAGGUGACUGACACGAGGUGCAGUGGUGAGUUUGCAGAAGAUGAUGACACGACAGCUCCUCCCAGGAGUAAAUUACUGCAGCGCAGACACACGGUCAAUGUGGCACUGCCAGCAGAGGAGGGCAGUGACAGUGGCUCGUGCAGCCCUGCAGAGCCAGGGGCUCCUCGGCCCCAGGACUGCCAUGGCUCCGUCUCGGAUCACUGACAGGGAAGCGCGGAUUGGGAGCGCGGAGCUGAGGAAGCUGGUGUCAAUUGCAGUAGCCCUUCACUGUGUGUCAGUGUCCCAGCUCAGAGCAGGCACAGCUGGAAUGUUCUGGCACCUGGGGCCUGACUCCUCUGUCCAUGUUGGAGGUCACCACACAGCCAGGUCACUACUGAUCUCACUAACAGGGAUGUAACGAGAUGGAGGCAGCAAAAUUACUUUCCUAUUCUAUUCAGCACUCAUUAAAAAGUUCUAUGUAACAGUAAACCAAAUGAAACUGUAUUGUAUUUUUCAGCCACCUGCUUUGUUUUAAAAGUCUUUGAAUAAUUUUUGCUUUUUCAGUUUUUA
Ficedula albicollis (Collared flycatcher) is the source of this 3745-nucleotide messenger RNA. RefSeq names its product ankyrin repeat domain 27 (gene ANKRD27). Lineage: Eukaryota; Metazoa; Chordata; Aves; Passeriformes; Muscicapidae. The record is from RefSeq and is a predicted model, not a curated record. Gene Ontology annotation, molecular function: SNARE binding; guanyl-nucleotide exchange factor activity. Bases 212 to 3400 code for a protein of 1062 amino acids. Gene Ontology annotation, biological process: neuron projection morphogenesis; early endosome to late endosome transport. The transcript has 29 exons. Gene Ontology annotation, cellular component: tubular endosome; late endosome; neuron projection.